Molecule: messenger RNA, 1824 nt
Organism: Exophiala bonariae
Lineage: Eukaryota; Fungi; Ascomycota; Eurotiomycetes; Chaetothyriales; Herpotrichiellaceae
Exons: 1
Coding region: 1-1824 (607 amino acids)
Source: RefSeq, a predicted model, not a curated record
AUGCCAGAAUCGCUACUCUGGAUCAAUAAGGACGUUGCCUCAGAAGUUCUAUCUAGAAGUUCAAAGGCCGAAACCAGGAAGAUCCGGAAGCAUGUUCAACACGAGCGUCAAUUAAAAGCGAAAGCUGCCCAAGAGGUCACCUCAAAGCCCGUCAGUCCACCAAGAAAGACCAGUCGGAGCGAGAGAAGUAUCGUUCACUCGGAGCAGGCUCUGGAACAAAUCCCUCUUCGCCAACGUGGAUUGAAGCUUGACACCAACAUUGAAGGCUAUAAACAGUCCGAUGAAUAUCGGUCUUGUCAGCUGGCAGCGCUAUCGGCAUCUCUAUCUCCAACAACUCAAUCAACCCGGGUAUUGCACACAAUCACUUCUUUCCCAGGCCUUGACACAGCAGAACUGCGUAGCCUUGCCUUCUUCUGUCAACGGACCGCCCCUGAAUGGUCCGGCUGGCGAGAUGCCUCUUUCUGGAACAAGCUUAUUCUUCAGGCAUGUCAUCUAAACCGAUCCAUACUACACGGGGUAGUUGCACUUGGCGCACUCCACGAGUCUUCCGAGAUAGAUGGAGAGUCAGAUGAGAGAUCCAGCCUACAGGAUAUUGCACUCCACCAGAGCAGCAAAGCAUCGAGAUUGGCGGUUGAAACCGCUGUUUCGGACAUCUCGACCUUGAUAUCCUGCAUUAUAUUCAUCUGUAUGCAAAACCUACAGGAUAGCCACACGGCAUAUCAACUCUUAAAGACAGGCCACAGUCUUAUCAGUGAUAUUGACAGGCGAUUGCUUUCCGGUGAGCUGAUUCUCGCUGAAAGUGAGAAAACAGUCUUGAACAGCUUUCUCAGGCCAAUCAUUGAACGAUUACGAAUGAGAUUCUGCUGCAUUGUUGAUGUACCUUCGGCGCUUGCAAUUAGUGCGGCCUUAAGGAAAAGCAAAAUGGAAGUUCCACUCUCGUUACCGAGUAUACCGACUGUGUUCUCCAGUCUACUCGAGGCUCGCAACAAGUUGGAGUUGAUCAUUGAAUGGGCCCAGGAAAAUGUGGACCCUUCAAAGCUUUCUCUGCAAGGGCAUUCCCAGACGCAGAACCUGCUCUCCAUGUGGAUAGACGCUCUCGAUAGAAAUAGUGCGUCAACACUGGAACGCUACGACGCACUGAUCAGCUCCAAGAAACUUCUCAAAUCCGCUGCCCUCGUUGCAUCAAUUCUCAUUGACACACUGGGCACUCACUCCGAAUGCAAUUAUGACGACCAUGUUGACAAAUUUGCAGAGAUUAUUCAACUUUACAAGGUCGCCCUGGGGGACCAUUACCGUUCUCCAAGAAGAGUGUCAUUCGGUAUUGACUCCGGUGUGAUUGACACUCUCUCGUUUAUCGCUGGAAGAUGUCGAGAUCCGAUCAUUCGUCGGGAGGCGAUUGACUUGCUCAUUCAGACCAACAGGAUGGAGGGUGACCUUCAAGGCACAACUGGAAGCACCAUCCUCUCAAAACUGAUAGAGCUUGAGGAAGAAGGACUGGAUGUCUCCUGCGCAAGCGAUAUCCCAGAAACUUCACGGUUGCGUAUUUGGGAAGAUCAUCAGUAUUGGGACAAAGGCGAGAUUCAAAUUUUCUUCGUGCAUUGGCCGUAUGAACCAUCCCUGGGAGCAGAGAUCAAGCAGGUCAAAGUACAAUUACCCAUGAAAGCUUUACGGGGACCGAAAGAACUGGCUGCUCCAAACAGCCCCAUCGCGCAUCUACCAAAUGUGAAGUAUGGUCGUGGUGUUGGGGCAUUUUUGGAUGAGAGCACCCAGACUUACCAUCAGAUCACCCUGUCUUCAUUCUUUAUGCCGAUGCCAAGGCUAUGA